Messenger RNA from Periophthalmus magnuspinnatus, 5937 nucleotides. It is a transcript of the gene sema4f, whose product is annotated as sema domain, immunoglobulin domain (Ig), transmembrane domain (TM) and short cytoplasmic domain, (semaphorin) 4F. Gene Ontology annotation, molecular function: semaphorin receptor binding; chemorepellent activity. Bases 3157 to 5346 code for a protein of 729 amino acids. Gene Ontology annotation, biological process: positive regulation of cell migration; negative regulation of axon extension involved in axon guidance; semaphorin-plexin signaling pathway. The record is from RefSeq and is a predicted model, not a curated record. The transcript has 14 exons. Lineage: Eukaryota; Metazoa; Chordata; Actinopteri; Gobiiformes; Gobiidae.
GUCAGGUGUUUAUUGUGUUCGAAGGAGUUGGGGUACAAUAACAACACCUCAUACAUGCUAAGGCAUUACCGUGCCUUGCAUGAGAAUAAGGAGGAAACUAGAGCUUCAUCUUGUCAAGCCAUCAGAAAGCAGGAGCUAGAUGAAUCCCUUGUCUCCAUGAUAGUGAAGGACACACAGCCCUUCAGUAUUGUGGAAGAUGUUGGAUUCAGGGCAAUUGUGUCCAAACUGGAUCCCAAUUAUGUUCUCCCUACAAGGCAGGCUCUGAAGGCCAUGGUGGAGGCCAAGUAUGAGUCAGCAAAGGAGAAGGCUAAGGCUAAAGUAGAAAAGGUGGCUGCCGUUAGCCUGACUUCUGACAUGUGGACAUCCAUCAACAUGGAUGCCUACCUGGCUGUAACCUGCCAUUUUGUGGGUGAGAAUACCGGACUCAGCUCAGUGCUAUUGGGAGUGCAAGCAUUCUCCCAAUCACACACUGCUGAAAAUAUAGCUUGUGUGAAAGCCUCACUGAUGGAGGAAUGGGGAAUCACUAAUAAGGUGACAUGUAUGGUCACUGAUGGUGCUCCCAAUACGGUUGCGUGUGUGAGCAAGUUGAAGCUUCGGCAUCAUAUUUGCAUAGCUGUCAUGAUGCCUGUAGUAUCUGUCUCCCUGUGUGAUCUCCCCCUCCCCUACCUGUCUGCUUGGAGCUGGGCAGAGUUCCUGACUCCUCCUGCACGCACCUGGAGCGCAUCAGCGCAAUUACCUCCACCUGCUGCCGAGUAUUUGAGGGCUCGGCAGAAGACACUUGAGGCCAGACCGUCUGCGUAUUCCUGCUUGUCUUCACCCUGUUUCCAGGACCGUCUCGGACCAGACGCUCAGGCCAGACCGUCCGCGUGUCAACAUCCCUGCUCUCACUCGUUCCUGCUCCUGCCUCUGCGCUCCAGCUCUGGUACAGUCACCCCUCUGUCUUGCCUCCUGUUCCGUCUCGGUCUCUGGCUGCUUCUCGUCUCCUGCCCUGGCUCCCGCUCUCUGGACUACGCCGGCCCGGCCUGCCCCGUUCUCGUCUCGAUCCUGUCUUCGCUCUGGUCCUGGCUUUCCCCGCUCUGCACUAUGCCCGUCUGGUCUGCCUCCCGCUCCCUGGCUCCCUGUGUGUGUUAAAUAAAACUAUUAAAACCUGAAAUUCACCACUUUGUAAAUAAACACUGUCAACUUGCCCCGGGUCCGCACCUGCACUAGCCGUUACGACAAUAGCACACACGCUAAACUUGAUUGUAAAGAAGGCACUUGACCAGAACCUGUUCAACGAAGCUGGUUGGCUUCUUUAGAAGCAGCACCACUGCUAAAGUAUGGUCAUUCCUUUUAUUCCAAUUUAUAAUAACACUAAUAGUUUGUCUGUGCUCCUACUGCAGUGAUUUAAUGUCCUACUCAUCUGUAUCUUUAAAGAAGAAGCUUACACAAGUGCAGCUCCAUCUGGGAAUGGUAAACAUGAAGCUGAUGCAAGAAGUGGAGACCAGAUGGAACAGCACAUAUUUGAUGCUGCAAUGUUUGGAGUUAAGAGAGCCCGUGGGAGCAGCAUUAGUUGGGCUGCAACAUGACAUCCCCAUGAUCACUUCAGAUGAGUUCAACAUUGUUGGAGGGUGCCUUUCUUUGCUGUCUCCCUUUUAUGAUGCCACUGUUGAGCUAUCAGCUGAGGAAAAUGUGUCUGUCUCGAAAGUUGUCCCCCUAAUGAAAAUGCUGGAGCAAAACCUUCAGGAGGAAAUGGGAAAGCCGUCACCUGCAGUGGUAUUGGAAAUGGGAGACCAGCUCAUCACGAGAAGCUUUAUACUUUGCAGUCGAUGAGCAUUGUGUCCCUUGCAACACUCCUGGACCCUCGAUUCAAAGUUAUUGGAUUUUUCAGUCCAACAAAGGCCACUGAAGCUAUAAAACGACUGAUCUCAGAGUGCGCUACAAUUCUAAGGGAACAACAAAGUGGAGAAGAAAUCCCCCAGGCUUCUACCUCUCAUGAUGUCACUGCAGGUAGAAACUAUGGCAUCGUCUAGACACCAGUGUCUUGGGGGCAAGGAGGUCUCAAAAUGUGACUGCAGAUGCCACUGUGGAGGCCCAGCGGUACCUUUCAGAGCCCAAUAUUGGAAGACUAGAAAACCCUUUGGAGUACUGAGAAAGGCAAAAACUGAUCUACCCAAAUUUAUACAAACUUCCAUUUUUGUGCACACCGGCAUGAGGAGAGGUUGUUUCAAAAACAAGAAAUCGUUUAAAACCAAAAACUAACAUAAAAAUGAAUAAAAUUUCCCCUGUCCAGUACAUCAUUGUCCAAGUUACACAAGCAUUAUCUAUGCCUCCUUUCCCUUGUUCCACAAGCACUUUCACUGUCCUCUCUGAUUACGCCCCUUGCCAUUUUCAGAAAAACAGCUUUACCUGCAAUAUUUGGGAAAAUGUAUACACACAGAACACAUAUAAACUUAUUAUACACAUGUGAUAAUAUAUGGACACAAAUGAUUUGGUCAUACAUUCUUUGUCAUUCAUAGUGAUCCCCAACAUACAUAACAAAAACAUUUAAUGCAUCACACAUUAUGUGGUUCAGAUAAAGCCGCCUGUGAUUGCACACUUGGCCAGUAGGUGGGUUCAUAAGCACAUGAAGCUUUGCGAAAUGAACCCUUUCUCGAACCAGUUGGCUCAAGUGGUUCAAUGCUUCAUGAGGCUUCAUCUCACCAUGACUACCUUUACCUUUAACAUGUUUUUCUAUAGUUUUCUUUCUAAUCUCUUGAGACAAUUCUUUCCUUUCUUUCCUCUGGUCCAUGUGUGGUACACACCAUGUCGCCAAACAGCACAGUGAUGACCUGUAGCUCUAUAUGUAGGCCCACUGACUGAUUGUAAGAUUGUAGACACCUGUGAUGCAAAUUAGUGGACACACCUUGGAUUAACAUGUCCCUUUGGCCACAUUAUUUUCAGUCUUUUCUAGGGGUACCAUCAUUUUUGUCCAGGCCUGUUUCAUGAGUUAAUUUUUUGAAGUAAUUUUGUUGAAGCAUGGUAGAAAGGCAAAGUCUGACUUGCAUUGGUUAAAUUUCAUAGAAUUUUAAUUUAUUACUACUUUUGUUAGAUUCAAGUUAUUUCUGUGACCAUUGUGAGUUAUUCUUUCAUUAACCGAAGGGUACCAACAAUUUUGUCCACGUUUGUAUCUAUUGAAUGUUGUAUUGCUAUACUGACGUCUCCAGUGUGUCCCUGUGUUUUUGUGUGCAGGAGCUGUCGUCCUUCAGCCUGCAGAGGACAGAGGACGGGGCUGUCCACAUGGAAACGGGAAAGGGCAAGUGUCCCUUUGACCCCAGCCAGCCCUACACGGCUGUUAUGGCAGGAGGCACCUUGUACACCGCAGCCACCAGUAACUUCCUGGGGACUCUGUUUGACAUCUCCAGAGCCACAGGGCCUGAGGAGAACCGCAUCCGCAUGGAGCAGUCUAUCAACUGGCUCAACGACCCAGAGUUUGUAAGCUCAGCAUUCAUCGAGCAGUCACCCAACAAUAAUCCCCGCGGAGACGAUGACAAGAUCUACUUCUUCUUCACUGAGGUGGCCAAGGAGUAUGAGCUCUACACCAAGGUCAAGGUGCCCCGUGUGGCUCGGGUCUGCAAGUCAGACGUGGGGGGCAUGAAGACCCUGCAGAGACGUUGGACCACCUUCCUGAAGGCCCAGCUGGUGUGUGAGGACAAGCCCAGUGGACAGCGCUACAAUGUCCUCACAGAUGUCUUCACCACAGAGCAUGUCCCCGGAGACCCCAGCAGCACGCACUUCUACGGCCUCUUUUCCUCUCAGUGGGAGGGUGCAGACGUGUCGGCCGUGUGCGUCUUCAGUCUGUUGGAUAUUAAUAAAGUCCUGGACGGUCCUUUCAAAGAGCUCAAGAAGUGUGAUAACUGGAACCUCCAGCCAGUACCAACCCCACGGCCCGGACAGUGUCUGGACAGUGAGCUCCGGGCAGCGGGCUUCGACACCUCUCUCAAACUUCCUGACAAAGUGCUGACAUUUGUGAGGGACCACCCCCUGAUGGAGAACAGCGUGACUGCAGCUCCACUGCUGGUGCGGAAGGGCAUAAGAUACACCAAACUGGCUGUGAGCUUGGUACAUAGACAGGGGCAGACCAGGAGGGCUCUGCUGCACAUCGGGACAGACCGCGGGGAGCUCCACAGGGUGGCAGUAGUGGCUCAGAAUGCCACUCUACUCCAAGAGAUUCCUCUGUUCAACCCUUCAGAGCCCCUUAAUAACAUCCUGCUGCACAAGGACCGUGUUGUCGUGGGUGGUCCUUAUUCUGUGGCUCUGCUCCGGUCGGAGGGCUGUGGACUGUACCACAACUGCCAGGAGUGUGCCCGAGCCCGUGGCCUGGGGUGUGAGUGGAGUGCCUCCGAGAGCACCUGUGCACCCUCCAGCUCACUGCCCGAGGUUGGAGACAUGAUUGAUGAGGCCCUGAGGAGGUGUGAUGCACAUCAAGGCCGGUGCUCUCCCUCCCUCACAGAGAAGCGGGUGGUCCUGGGUCUCCAGGUGUUGCUGCCCUGUGUGCAGCUGUCCCCUCGACCCUGCUCCUGGGAGCACCCCCCUCACCGCCUCACCCGCCAGCACCACUCAGACCUUGAGGUGACAGUGAGCGAGGAGAGCCUGGGCACCUACAUCUGCACCUGCCAGGAAGCAGGGCCUGGAGUUACCGAGCCCACCCCGUGUCGCAGAGUGGCCUAUCAGCUGACACUGGCAGACCCUACCAUUGGAGGAACUGUGGCAAUGGCGGGCGGUCGUCACGUGCUGGCCAUCUAUAUCCUGGUCUUUGUGGUGGGCGUGGUCUGUGGUGCAGUGGUACUGUGGUUUGCAUCUCGAAGGCCAGGCAGUCCCAGGCGGGCCGGGCCCCUGCCAGAUUCCUCUCUGUCGGAGAAGGGCCGUGAGCUCCUUGGUUCCUCUGCCACGCCACAGUCCCCCAGCAGCACCAGCCUCUUCUCUGAGGGCUUCCACCUGACAGAGAAACGCAACGGCACCGCCCCAUCCACCACCAGCACCACACUGCUCAGUAACCAUGGCAAUGGCACUCACCACGGCAACAGCUGCAUAAACAACGGUAAUGGAAAUGGGAUAUACGCAAACUGCAACUCCAGCAGCAGCCGCCUCAGACUGGGCUCCAGUCUCUCCACCACAGAACUCAUGGACUCAAGGACGGGCCAGGGCGAAAUGUCUGAAGGGGGUGUGAGAAAGGCCAGGGAGGGCAACGAGGAGGAGCCCGCUUUAGGGGGCGCUUGCACAGACUCUCUGGGGGGUGGUUUCACAGAUGGAUUGGACUUGGAUCUCAGCCUGCCCAUGUUUAAAUCCACAGCUCCAUUGGCCAAGUGUGAGGAGAGCUCCAUAUGAUCCUACAGGAAUAGACUAUUUAUACUUCUCCCUCGGGAGGGAAAAAGACUGACCUGAUGUGCCUGCCCCUACAGGGAAUGUGUAAGGCAGAUAUAAGCGGGCACUGAGAUGAUGUGGUUGGGGCUCACAGAUGAUGUAGGUGGGCACACAGCAGACACCCAAAGGCUUGUGGGUGGGGCUCAUCUUUGAGCUACACACACUGUGGGGGAAGUAGGCCUAUGUAAGGCAGGAUAGGACAGUUAAAGCCAUAAUACUAUGUGUUUGUCUCCAUGUGGCACUCUUCUUCAAACCAGAGGCAACCAGCUGUCCCGCAACAGGCACCCACGCCUUGGACUCACCUACUCAGAGCCUGGUAUCCCAUUGCAGCGUGUCACCCUGGGUGCACCACCUGUACUGUUUUAGAACUUUAGCAGUACUGGAUCAGUCCUAGAACAGCCCUGUAUGAGACAGGUCUCACACUGGGCUCAGACUGGCAGUGGGUUUGCAGAGGAGAAGGCUGCUCCGUGGGUUCACCUCCUUUUCACUUUGACCUCUCACACCAAAUGUUGAGUCACAUGCUUUACCCUUUUGAUAAUAAAGAUUCAAAUAUGG